Aspergillus nomiae NRRL 13137 is the source of this 5587-nucleotide messenger RNA. Its product is annotated as sulfite reductase (NADPH) subunit beta. The record is from RefSeq and is a predicted model, not a curated record. The annotation marks the transcript as partial. Gene Ontology annotation, molecular function: heme binding; iron-sulfur cluster binding; sulfite reductase (ferredoxin) activity. Gene Ontology annotation, cellular component: sulfite reductase complex (NADPH); nucleus. Gene Ontology annotation, biological process: DNA-templated transcription; sulfate assimilation. NCBI's taxonomy places the organism in Eukaryota, Fungi, Ascomycota, Eurotiomycetes, Eurotiales, Aspergillaceae. The transcript has 7 exons.
CUUCCUUUCUCACUCCUUCCCCCUCAUCGAUUGAGCUCAAAUUGAGUGUGGAGUCACCGUAUGCGGUGAUAUCUACUCUGUAUACUAUUAGUAUCAUCCCACCUUUGCGCUCUACACAGCGCAACUGGCAAGUGCCAAUAUGGCGCCCGUUUCAACUGCCGGAGAGGCAGUGGCGAGAGUCGCCUAUCUCACUAGCGACGUUGUGGUCUCCGUCCAGCCAUCCCUGCAGACAGAUUCUUGGUUUAGCAAGUCACUAAAGGCUCUCAAGCAAGAAAGGGCGCGCAGUGUCCUGCCUAAGGGCGUACCUGACGUGAUCUCAGUACGAUACAAUGAGGAUCCUCUCCUCUCUGCUUUCCACCCUUUGCAGACUGGAGAUGCAGUUUCUGUUGUCUCUAGCUCCUCUGUCCUCCUCUCUUCUAUCCCUCACCUCUACCGCUUGGCGAACUUCCCCAUUGUCAUUCACGUCGCCUUGGAGCCUUCUCCAUUCCCAGAUUACUCGGUGAUCAGCUCAAUACGGCAAUGUGGCUUCACAUUCCUGCACUCUGAGACCGUUCAAGAGGCACAAGAUAUCUCUAUCACUGCUCAUGCUUUGGCACGCAAGUCUGGAAAGGGUGUCAUUCACUUCUUUGACCCUACCAAUUCUGCUCGCGACGAGCCCAUCGCAGAGGAGGAUGUGAAUGUGGUCCAGAGUGUUCUGAACUUGGGAGGACAUCAUGCUACUCACUCCACCGGGCUCGGUGCCCAAACAUUGUACACUGAUUCUGGACGUGUGGCCACCGUAGCCGAUGAAGUUGUGGAGAACGCUAAGACCCCCUCGGGUGCUGCUACCCCUGCACAGCCAUCUCAGACACCUUCGAGUGUCAGUGUUGACAACUCGUCCGUUGGCUCCUCAAGAAGAGAUAGCAGCGUUGAUAGCCGCGCUACUAGUUCCGCUGCAACAACUGUGGAUGCUUCUUCUAUUAGGCCAGUUAGUGCCGCAGACAUCUUUGAAUGGACUUCUCAGAUCUGGCGCACUUUGUCGGGAUUGGUGGGUCGUAACUACAGGGCGGUCGAGUACACUGGUCCUUCGGAUGCCAAGUCCGCUCUCUUUAUCUUUGGCUCCACCGGAGUGUUUGUAGAUGCUCUGUCCAAGGAAGACACUGCCAGCGAGCUGAAGAACAUUGGACUUAUCACUGCGCGGUUGUACCGACCUGGAUGGGGUCCUUCGUUCAUGGAUCUGUUGUCAAGCUUGACCCCUACCACUGCUGGUGGACGUGCUCCACAAAUUGUCGGUUACAGACUCGGGUACGUUGAGCCAUCCACUGCCAUUCAGGCACUCCGCGGCAUUGUCCAGAAUUUGGACAUCACCUCUCCUAUCCAAAACCUUGAAGUCGGUAGCUCCAAAGUUCCAACACUUGAGACUGCCUUGGAGCAGCCCCAUGUCGAAAAUGCCUAUCUGAAGAUCUUAAACCAGCUUUUCGGGGAGCGUUUGCACAUCGCCAACCAGUUAAAUUCGAAGCAUGCCGGUGUCUCCUCAACCAUUGCCGCCACUCCUGAAUAUGGAUUUGGUUCCUUGAUUGCCAGGAUGGAACACCGCCGGCGGUUUGUGCGGGAGGUUGAAGAAGCAUCGAAGGCUGGUAGCUUUGCCACUGAUGCGCCGAAGACAUCCCUCUCAAAUUGGGCUCUUAACGCCGGAGAUGCAUCCAAGGCCAACAGACUGGCUCCAGAUGUUAUUGAUCACCUUUCAAAGGAUGAUUCUCAGUUGGCCAAGCAGCUCCUAGAGUCCAAGAAGCUUUUCUAUGAUGAGUCUCGAUGGCUCGUUGGCUCCGAUGCCUGGGCCUAUGAUCUUGGCAACUCAGGUGUCCACCAUGUCCUUGCCUCCGGUGCCAAUGUUAACAUGCUCGUUAUCGAUUCCCAGCCGUACUCUGAACGCACCGCUGCUGAUCCGACACGCAGAAAGAAGGAUAUUGGUCUUUAUGCCAUGAACUACGGUAAUGCCUACGUUGCCUCCGUUGCCGUGUACGGCUCCUACACUCAGGUUCUCCAAGCUAUGGCUGAGGCCGAACAGUUCAAGGGCCCAUCCGUGGUUGUUGCAUACCUGCCUUACAACCAGGAGGACGACUCCGCCUUGACUGUUCUCCAGGAGACCAAGAAGGCCAUCGAUCUUGGAUACUGGCCUUUGUACCGUUGGAACCCCGGAAAUGAAGAGAACCACGAGCCCAAGUUCUCUCUGGAUUCGGAACGUCUCAAGCGUGAACUUGAAGAGUUCCUUCGUAGGGACAACCAACUCAGCCAGCUUAUGAACCGUUAUCCCAAGUUUUCUUCUGCCCUCUCUGAAUCUUACGGCACUGAGGUUCGGGCCCUCCAGAAACGCAAGGCCAAGGAUUCUUAUGAGAAGCUUCUCGAAGGUCUUUUCGGCGCACCCUUGACUAUUCUAUUCGCGUCGGACAAUGGCAAUGCCCAAAACCUGGCAAAGCGCCUUGGAAACCGCGGUCGCGCUAGGGGCCUGAAGACUAUGGCCAUGGCCAUGGAUGAUUACCCCGCUGAGGAUCUAUCUACUGAGGAAAACGUGGUGUUUAUAACCAGCACCGCGGGCCAGGGUGAGUUCCCCGUCAAUGGCCGUGGUCUGUGGGAAUUCGUAAAAAGCUCUGGAGAUCUUGACUUGUCUACUAUCAAUUACUCUGUUUUUGGUCUUGGUGAUAGCCACUACUGGCCACGCAAGGAAGAUAAAAUUUAUUAUAACAAGCCUGCCAAGGACCUUGAUGCCCGGGUUGCCUUCUUGGGUGGACGUAAGCUCACAGAUAUAGGACUUGGUGAUGAUCAAGAUCCAGACGCUUACCAGACUGGUUACUCUGAGUGGGAGCCACGUCUCUGGCAAUCCUUGGGGGUGGACAAAGUCGAGGGUCUUCCUGAAGAGCCUGCACCUUUGACAAACGAGGACAUCAAGAUACAGUCUAACUACCUUCGUGGUACCAUUGCCGAGGGUCUUCUAGAUGAGAGUACCGGUGCUAUCUCUGCAAGCGACCAGCAGUUGACCAAGUUCCACGGCACGUAUAUGCAAGAUGACCGUGAUGUGCGCGAUGAACGCAAAGCUCAAGGCCUUGAGCCUGCCUACAGCUUCAUGAUCCGUUGCCGGCUUGCUGGUGGAGUUGCUACCCCCACUCAGUGGCUGCAAAUGGAUGCUAUCAGCAGCUCUCAUGGUAACGAGACCAUGAAGCUCACGACCAGACAGACCUUCCAAUUCCACGGCGUCAUCAAGCGUAACCUCCGAGGUGCGAUGCGUGCUAUCAAUAAAGCACUUAUGACUACUAUUGCAGCCUGCGGUGAUGUCAACCGUAACGUCAUGUGCAGCUCCCUCCCAGAGCUCUCUUUCUACCAUCGCGAGGCGCAUGCUGUCGCGCAGAAGAUUAGCGACCAUCUUCUUCCUUCUACUACAGCCUAUCAUGAGAUUUGGCUGAAGGAUGAUGAUGAUAAGAAGGUUCAAGUUGCAGGAGAUGCCCUUGUCGAUAACGAACCCCUCUAUGGCCCUACCUACCUUCCCCGUAAGUUCAAGAUCACCAUUGCUAUUCCUCCUCACAACGAUACCGAUGUGUAUGCACACGAUAUUGGUUUGAUCGCCAUUAAGGGAUCCGACGGACAUUUGGAAGGUUUCAACAUUCUCGCUGGUGGUGGCAUGGGUAGCACUCACAACAACAAGAAGACAUAUCCUCAGACUGGCCGCAUGUUUGGAUAUGUACCCGCUGAUCAGGCCCACAUUGUUUGUGAAAAGAUUAUGUUGGUCCAACGUGAUCACGGUGACCGUCAGAACCGCAAGCAUGCACGUCUAAAGUACACUAUCGACGACAUGGGCGUUGAGGUCUUCAAGGAGAAGGUGGAGGCUCUCCUUCCAGACGGCUUACGGUUCGCCGAACCUCGUCCGUUCAAGUUUGCUUCUAAUGUUGAUACUUUUGGCUGGCUCAAGGAUGAGAAGGGCCUCAACCACUUCACUUUCUUCAUUGAGAACGGGCGAAUUGAGGAUACUGCCGACUUCCAGAUGCGCACCGGUUUGCGUGAACUGGCGAAGCUUGACAAGGGCGAGUUCCGUCUCACUGGUAAUCAGCAUUUGAUUCUAUCCAGCGUCAAGGAUGAGGACCUCCCUGCAAUCAAGGAAUUGAUGGCCAAGUACAAGCUCGACAACACCUCUUUCAGUGGUAUGCGUCUUUCUUCGUCUGCUUGUGUUGCCUUCCCCACUUGUGGCCUGGCCAUGGCCGAGUCUGAGCGUUACCUGCCAGUUCUUAUUUCUAAGCUCGAAUCUACUCUCGAAGAGGUGGGCCUGGCUAGAGACAGCAUUGUCAUGCGUAUGACAGGUUGCCCCAACGGUUGCGCCAGGCCCUGGCUCGCCGAAGCUGCCUUCGUUGGUAAAGCAUACGGUGCCUACAAUAUGUACCUCGGCGGUGGUUAUCACGGACAACGUCUGAACAAGUUAUAUCGCUCUUCUAUCAAGGAGGAUGAGAUUUUGGACAUCAUGAAAGGUCUCCUCAAGCGGUACGCACUUGAACGCAAUACAGAUGGCGAAGAGCCCGAGAGGUUCGGAGACUGGUGUAUUCGUGCAGGCGUUAUCAAGGAAACUACUGAUGGACGCAACUUCCAUGAAGGACCCCAUAUCCACACCAUGGACUCCUCAGACCCCGUCAUCGCAUCCUACGACGUCUACCUGACAGACUCCGAAAUCUCUCGGUACGUCCUCCAAUAUCUCGACCGACUACCAGACUACCCCUAUGAUGACCGCCAUGGCCAAAGGCCCACUGCCUUCCGUUUAAAACCGAAAACAGGGCUUGUCGAAGUCGACGUCCCCAUCAACACCCGCAUGAACUAUGACGUGAAUAAAGGCCUGAAGUACGGCGAUGCGCUGAAGAAAAGUCGCAGCUCGCAAGAGGGCGGCGCGUUCGGCAUGGCGGGUGGUUUCAGUGGCGGUUCCCUUGCUAGCGGGAAUAAGGUGAAAAUGGAAGCUGGCGGGGAUGUGGAAAUGGGCGGCAUGGGAAAUGGAGACUCGGCUUCCUUAUUACGGGUGCAGACGCUGGGAGGUCGCAUUAAGAUUCCUGAGGAGGGGGACCCAGUUUAUAUGUUGGCUGCUUUCCGGGGGAAUAAUCUUCAUCUGUCGCCUGUUUCGGCGGUUGUGCAGGUGCAUCCUCAGCUUCAUCAUCUUGAUGCGUUAGAUGAGAUUCCCACCAAGGGUAAGGGAAAGAAGAAGGAUGAUGAUGAGGGUGGUGGAAAUGAGGCUCGCGCUAUUGAUAUCAAGGUUAAAGCGGCUGAAGAUGACCAGGCGAGUCAGUUGGCUGGUAACUUGGAUCUUUUGAAGAAGAUGCAGGAGGAGAAAUGGGGUAGCUAUGAUUGGGUCGAUGCCGAGACUGAGGAGUCAUGGCAAGUAUAUGAAAGCUACAUGAUGCACCAAGAUUUGGAAAAUCUACCGCAAUUAGAAUCGGCGAUCGAUAGUGAGGACUAUCUGGAUAAAAUGAGUGCGCCGCGUAUUGACCCAGCAAACCCAGAGAUGACUGGAUGGGCUAUGAAGCAGAAUCGGAUGAAGCAGAAUGGAAGAGGGAGCUCUUCUAGGAGUACUACUGAAGAAUGA